CCGCAUACCAUUCUUCAGGUCAGACUCGUGAGGGUCGACUGCAAAUCACCCACUAACAAUUCCCGGCCACCAUUAAAUAUCUCUCGAUACCUUUAAACUGGAAAUCAACGGUACCAGCCACAUUACGAAUCGCAAACACAUGCUUGAUUAGCAUCAAUAAUCACUAUCGAACGACAUGCCCAAGGUCAAGGAGACGAGGGUUGCCCUGAAGGGCGAGAACCCAAAGAAGGCACCCAAGAUGUCCGAAACAUUGCGCCCGGCUCCUCCACACAGCGAGGAAGUCAAGACAGUCAGCGACAGUGACGAGUCCGACAGCGACAGCAGCAGUGGUCACAGCAGCGGUAGCGAGAGUGACGCAGAGAAGCGCAAGAACACCAAGAAGCCCAAGGCCUCCAAGGUGAAAGAGACGGAACCAAACAGCCCUCCGGUACCUGAGGAUAGCAGCGAAGAGGACAGCUCUGACUCGGAUGCCGAUCUGGCAGCGGCAGUCGCAAAGAACAAGGCUGGGCCCGCAAAAAAGACACCUGCUGCUGUGACGGCUAACGGUGCGGCAUUGAAGACGAAAGCGACAGCCAAGUCGAACAAGAGCUCGGAGAAGGUCACCGAGUCGGAUGACAGCAGCUCAGAGGAAGAGAGCGACAGUGAUGUCGAGAUGGGCGAGGCUGACAAGCCCGCUGCAGCACCGAGAGCUUCUGGACAAGCUGCCGAGCCAGCAGCAACAAGCAUCGUGCCCCCUCAGCCUUUCAAUCCUCCGCCAGGCUACAAGGUGCUCAACACAAAGUCGGCCCUCGCAAAGACCGUAAACACCAUCUUCGACCCUUCUACCAUCUCCUCGAAGCAAAUCUGGCACAUCACCGCUCCCUCGUCAGUGCCGCUCUCUGACAUCAAGUCUGUUUCGCUAUCCGCCAUUCAAUCUCACCAGACCAUUCUCUCUCACGACGGAACCGACUACAAUCUCGUCGAGGUUCCCACCAACAACGCACGCGUCCUCCUACCCUCCUCAAAGUCAGACGCCUACACGACCGUCGGUGUCCCCGUAUCGAAGACCCUCCACCUCCAACAAACCAUUCGCCUUCCCAACCUCUCUUCCUUCCAAACCGACCCCCUGACUGGCUCAAAUGCCGCCGCAAACCUCAAGACCCCUGCCAUAAGCACCCCUCGCCCCCAACCCAAAGGCAUGAGAAUGCGUUACAAGCCCCCAGGUUUCGGUCCUGAAGAUCCCGGUCUCAUCGGCUCCUCUGAAGACGAAAGCGACGCAAACGCAAAGCAAACGGCAAAAGAAGCCCGCAGCAAGCGCAAGCGCGACGAAAAGGAUGCGGCAGAGGAGACUCCGAAAGACAAGAAGAGGAGAAAGGCAGCAGAGGCAGCUACAAAACUGACCGAAGGCACCAGAGCAGAAGUACCCGAGACAGCAGAGGAAAAGGCAAGAAAGAAGGCCGAGAGAAAGGAGAAGAAGAAGAAGGAUAAGAAAUAAAUGGUGGUCCUUGCUUGCACAUAUCAUGCGUGGAGUUAUUUUUUUUUUGCUCUGACAAGAUUUUCUGGGGAUACAAAAGGGCGUUGUGACAUUGUAUGUAAGGCAUAUCAAAAAAGUGGGAAAGCAUUG
Molecule: messenger RNA, 1603 nt
Organism: Aureobasidium subglaciale EXF-2481
Lineage: Eukaryota; Fungi; Ascomycota; Dothideomycetes; Dothideales; Saccotheciaceae
Exons: 1
Coding region: 176-1474 (432 amino acids)
Biological process (GO): transcription by RNA polymerase I
Source: RefSeq, a predicted model, not a curated record